This is a messenger RNA of Cuculus canorus (common cuckoo), 534 nucleotides long. Its product is annotated as E3 ubiquitin-protein ligase RNF4-like. Lineage: Eukaryota; Metazoa; Chordata; Aves; Cuculiformes; Cuculidae. Gene Ontology annotation, molecular function: transcription factor binding. The record is from RefSeq and is a predicted model, not a curated record. Gene Ontology annotation, biological process: positive regulation of transcription by RNA polymerase II.
AUGGGGGAGAUUGGGGAGGUCACUGGGGGGACACAGGCGCACUGGGGGCGGCAUUGGGCGCAAGCUGCUGGCACUCCAUGGCCCCCUCGGAUCAAUAACUGCCCCCCUCGGAUCAAUAACUGCCCCCCUCGGAUCAAUCGCUUUUUCGGCGACAUCCAGCAGCAGGACGAGAAUCAACGACAAAGGAGAAGUCUCCGUCUAAGAAGCCAGCGUCGGUUGGACAGCUGUGUACUGAGUAACGAUGAUGAGGAUGAAACAAGAGAUAAUGAUGUGUACAUGACAGAUAAAGUAAGUCAAGAACUGGGACCAGUGGAGGAUGAAACUACAAGUUCAAAGCCGUCUGGUCCCAUUACAUGUCCAAUUUGCAUGGAUGUCCACUUGGAGAUUAUGCAGAGUGGACGACUGUUUGUGUCAACCAAACGCGGUCACGUCUUCUGCAUUCAGUACCUCCGUCACUCGCUUAAGAAUGCCAACUCUUGCCCAACCUGCAGGAAGAAACUUCCUCACAGACAAUAUCAUCCCAUUUAUAUGUGA